Nyctereutes procyonoides (raccoon dog) is the source of this 2544-nucleotide messenger RNA. RefSeq names its product phospholipase B domain containing 2 (gene PLBD2). Gene Ontology annotation, cellular component: extracellular region. The transcript is spliced from 12 exons. NCBI's taxonomy places the organism in Eukaryota, Metazoa, Chordata, Mammalia, Carnivora, Canidae. The record is from RefSeq and is a predicted model, not a curated record. Bases 30 to 1799 code for a protein of 589 amino acids. Gene Ontology annotation, molecular function: glycerophospholipase activity. Gene Ontology annotation, biological process: phospholipid catabolic process.
CCGGCUGCGGCGCGCGGCUCGGCGCGGUGAUGGUGGCCCCGCUGUACGGCUCCCCCGGCGGCCGCCUGGCCCGGGCGCUGACGCGGGCGCUGGCGCUGGCCCUGGUGCUGGCCCUGCUGGUCGGGCUGCUCCUGAGCGGCCUGACGGGCGCGACCCCGAUCUCGGGGCGCCAGUGGGGGCCCAGCGGGCCGGUCCCGCCCGCCUCCCGCAGCCGCUCGGUGCGCCUGGACCCCCAGACCGGCCAGUUCCAACUGGUGGAUGGCCUCCACCCGGACGCCGUGGCCUGGGCCAACCUCACCAACGCCAUCCGCGACACCGGGUGGGCCUUUCUGGAGCUGCGCACGAACGGCCAGUAUAAUGACAGCCUACAGGCCUAUGCGGCGGGCGUGGUGGAGGCUGCUGUGUCUGAGGAGCUCAUCUACAUGCACUGGAUGAACACCGUGGUGAAUUAUUGUGGCCCCUUUGAGUACGAAGUCAGCUACUGCGAGAGGCUCAGGAGAUUCCUGGAGACCAACCUGGACUGGAUGCAGGAGGCAAUAGAGAUGAACAAGGACUCUGCGUACUGGCAUCAGGUGCGGCUGACCCUCCUGCAGCUGAAAGGCCUCGAGGACAGCUAUGAAGGCAGUAUGACCUUUCCAACUGGGAGGUUUACCAUCAAACCCUUGGGGUUCCUCCUGUUGCAGCUCUCUGGGGACCUGGGAGACUUAGAGCCAGCCCUGAAUAAGACCAAGACCAAGCACGUUAUGGGCUCUGGCUCCUGCUCUGCCCUCAUCAAGCUGUUGCCCGGCCAGAGUGACCUCCUGAUUGCCCACAACACCUGGAGCUCCUACCAGAACAUGCUGCGGAUCAUCAAGAAGUACUGGUUCCAGUUCCGGGAAGACCCCCAAGAGAACUCUCCCCUGGCUCCUGGCAACAAGCUGGUCUUCUCAUCCUACCCUGGCACCCUCUUCUCCUGUGAUGACUUCUACAUCAUGGGCAGCGGGCUGGUGACCCUGGAAACCACCAUCGGCAACAGGAACCCAGCCCUGUGGAAGUAUGUGCAGCCCAAGAACUGUGUGCUGGAGUGGGUGCGUAAUGUUGUGGCCAACCGCUUGGCCUUGGAUGGGGACUCCUGGGCAGACAUCUUCAAGAAAUUCAACAGUGGCACGUACAACAACCAGUGGAUGAUCGUGGACUAUAAGGCAUUUGUCCCUGGUGGGCCUAGCCCUGGGAACAGGGUGCUCACCAUCCUGGAGCAGAUCCCGGGCAUGGUGGUGGUGGCUGAUAAGACCUCAGAACUCUACCAGAAGACCUACUGGGCCAGCUACAACAUACCGUACUUUGAGAGUGUGUUCAACGCCAGUGGGUUGCAGGCCCUGGUGGCCCAGUACGGGGACUGGUUCUCCUAUGAUGGGAGUCCCCGGGCCCGAAUCUUCCGGCGGAACCAGUCACUGGUGCAUGACCUAGACUCCAUGCUCCGGCUUAUGAGGUACAAUGACUUCCUGCACGACCCCCUGUCGCUGUGCAAAGCCUGCAGCCCCCAGGCCAACGCAGAGAAUGCCAUCUCGGCCCGCUCAGACCUGAACCCGGCCAACGGCUCCUACCCUUUCCAGGCCCUGCAUCAGCGCUCCCACGGGGGCAUAGAUGUUAAGAUGACCAGCAUGGCUCUGGCCAAGGCCUUUCACAUCAUCGCGGUCAGUGGCCCAACGUGGGACCAGGUGCCCCCGUUCCAGUGGAGCUCCUCGCCUUUCAGCGGCCUGCUACACAUGGGCCAGCCUGACGUCUGGAAGUUCUUGCCCAUUGAGAUCUGGUGGGACUGAGCCGCCUCCUCUGUGCUGCUGACCCCCAGCAGGGCCAUCUGCCGGCUGCCGCCCUGACCUCCUGCCUGCCCCCUCCAUGGGCCUUGUUCCCUGCCAGGUCUGGGACCUGGGUGUGCCAGGUUCCCUCUUGUCUGGGUCGUCUCCUGGCUGGGAUGUGGAGUCCAAUGGGGCCCAAAACUGAGUCGUUGGCUCCCCUUAAGUGGGGGGAUGCCGCCCCUGCUCCUUGCCUCUCUCCUCUACUCUGCUUGUCUCUCUCCCCUGUGCUGGGGCCCUGUCCUCAUGCUGCCCCCUCUCGAGGGUUUGGGAGGGGUCCUUGGAUGGGACUUGGGACCCCUGGGAGAGCAGGAGGGGACCAUUCCAGUCCCUGCCUCCAGUGUCAUUCCGGCCCGUGGCUCUGGGACUUGGGGGUUUCAGCCCUGAGAUCUGGGUGUUGCCUCCGGUUGGCAUCCGUCCUCCUGUCUCCCAGCCCUAGCCGCUCUGCUCCCUCAGGAAGCAGCCCCCUUGCUUCCCCUUCUGGGCAACUUCCCUGAGGACAGAAACUUGAAAGCAAACAAAAACCAAAGUUUCUGGUGACUUGUGGCUAGAGGGGCCUUCGGGGGUAGACAAGAGUGUCAGCCCCUAUGCUGCAGCCUCAUGCCCCUUGCCCCCCAACUUGGGCCUGCCCUUGGCCUCAGGGUGGUGCCCACAGCUCCCCUGCUGUAGGAACCAAAUUGCAGACUGUGCUGCCAUUAAAUGAGAGGCCGUG